This is a messenger RNA of Dicentrarchus labrax (European seabass), 3941 nucleotides long. It is a transcript of the gene erlin1, whose product is annotated as ER lipid raft associated 1. Gene Ontology annotation, biological process: SREBP signaling pathway. NCBI's taxonomy places the organism in Eukaryota, Metazoa, Chordata, Actinopteri, Moronidae. The transcript is spliced from 12 exons. The coding region runs from base 147 to 1148 and encodes 333 amino acids. The record is from RefSeq and is a predicted model, not a curated record. Gene Ontology annotation, cellular component: endoplasmic reticulum membrane; endoplasmic reticulum. Gene Ontology annotation, molecular function: ubiquitin protein ligase binding; cholesterol binding.
GGCGGCUGAGGGGGGGAUGGGUCGUUGAAUGAUAAAAAAGCAGAAGGCAGGACUGUUCGAUACAGUGGUAAUUGUAUUUAUCAUAAACAGCCCGUUUACAUAUUGAUAAUAUUGAUCUCAGCGCAGCGCCAGGUGAGUUUGUGGGGAUGACGAUGCCACAUGUGGGGGCAGUGUUCGCUGCAAUAGCAGGAGUGAUGGCCAUCCUGUUGCACUCCUCCAUUCACAAGAUAGAGGAGGGACACCUUGCUGUAUACUACAGGGGUGGGGCACUGUUGACUACUCCAAAUGGUCCUGGAUAUCACAUCAUGCUGCCUUUCAUUACCACCUACAGAUCAGUGCAGACCACACUUCAAACAGAUGAGAUAAAGAAUGUGCCUUGUGGAACAAGUGGUGGUGUGAUGAUCUAUUUCGACAGGAUAGAAGUCGUUAACAUGCUGGUACCCUUAGCAGUGUUGGACAUUGUGAGGAACUACACUGCUGAUUAUGACAAAACUCUAAUUUUCAACAAGAUUCACCAUGAACUCAACCAGUUCUGCAGUGUACACACGCUACAGGAGGUCUAUAUUGAGUUGUUCGACAUUAUAGAUGAGAACUUGAAGACUGCAUUGCAGAAAGAUCUGAAUGCUAUGGCACCCGGACUUACAAUACAGGCAGUCCGAGUUACCAAGCCAAAGAUCCCAGAGUCUAUCCGGAGGAACUUUGAACUCAUGGAAGCGGAGAAGACUCGUCUGAUGAUAACAGUUCAGACACAGAAGGUUGUGGAAAAGGAAGCAGAGACUGAAAGGAAGAAGGCCAUUAUUGAGGCUCAGAAAUUGGCCCAGGUUGCUGAGAUCCACUUCCAACAGAAGGUGAUGGAGAAGGAGACGGAGAAGAGGAUUUCUGAAAUAGAGGAUGGUGCCUUCUUAGCGAGGCAGAAGGCUAAGGCUGAUGCAGAAUAUUACACAGCUUCCAAGAUAGCUGAAGCAAACAGGUUGAAGUUAACCCCGGAGUACCUGGAGCUGAUGAAGUACCAGGCCAUAGCAGCUAACAGUAAGAUCUACUUUGGCCAGGAAAUCCCUAACAUGUUUGUUGAGGGAAACAACAGCCCCCCUAAGUCUGGACGCUCCAAUGCUCAACCAGACUUGCUUAAAGAGAAGCUAGAUGGGUAGUGAGUCCACAGCUCUGCCUCUGCACAGGACGGGAGAACCUGAUGAUUUGUCUUGUGAGGUGGAGAGCACUAAACUGAAGAUGAUGGGUGGGAUAGCUUUGCAGCUAGUGUGAACAACACACUUCAGUCUUAAAUCUAAAUGGCAAAGAAAGAGUGAGAAUUUAAGGACACACAGAAGUGAGAGCUAGGAAAGGCAAGCUAAAAGGGAAAGAUUUUUUUUACCUUCCACUCUUUGGAAAAAGACAAGUUUUAGGAAUGAGAAUGAUGCCAUAGUUUAAAAUCAAAAGCAUAAUAAGUGCUUAUGCCUGGGGAAGGCGACAGCAAGUAGUCGCCCUAAUUUACAUGUGCUUGCAACCAGUGCAGUGUUUAACUUUGCUGUUGGAUCUGCAUUCAUUUUGUUUGUUUGUAUGCAAGAGGAGUGAUUUUGUGAUGAAAAUGUAUAGGAUUUUUGACAAUUAAUUUCUAGUUUGAAUUAACUGGAAUCUUGACAGGUGACACUAAUUAAAAGCAGGAUGGUUUGUGUAAGUGUGUUAUGCGGGUAGGUCAUCUCUAUGCCAUCUUCUCUUACACUAAAUCACUAGUUGGCUCUUCUCUCUCUCAACACGAGUCAGUGUGAGGGCUGUUUAAUCUCACCUUACAGUAUCAAAUGCUGCAUAGUUAUGGCAGGUUAUUUGCUGUAGUUAGAGCAUUAUACAUGUUAUUAUAUCAGCAGAAGAAUGGAGCCCACUUACAUUUCCCAUUGGCUGAAAUCAUACAGUAGAGCCCGACCAAUAUAUCAGCCUGUUGUGUCCUAUUAGUGUAUAUGUUAGCCUAUAUGCACCAUUGGUUGAACAUGUAUAUGUUAAAUUAUUAUUAUUUUAAAGAAUAUUAACGUAAAUAUUCUUUAAUAAAGUUAUUUGUUGAAGAAAGCAGGCUCCUGAUUACCUUUGCAUAGUCAUAUUGGUGUAAAAUCCGCAUAGAAAAGAGCUAAUAAAAAGUCGCUAUAUGAGCCGCCAUAUCGGUAAUCAGUGAAAUUCAACCCCUCUAAAGUUGGUAUGGGCCUCAAAAAUCCUGUAUCAGUCGGGCUCUGUCCUACAGACAUGAAAACGAGUGGUGAAAUUUAUUUAAAAUGUUAAUGUUCGAGAAACGAGUGGCCUGACUUCGUUAAAUUUUCACCUGAGCCUGCAGAAAGUUAGGUAUUACUCUACAGAUACUCAAGUCUUUGAGGUUGGAGGGCUGUCAUCAUGUGUUCACAGUUUCUAUAGUUAAUAUAAAGUGGUGUCAGAUUGGUAGUCAUGUAGUUUAUCCUCCGCUAGCUUGGUGAUAGUUUGCUGUUAGUAGUUGUGGUUGAGAGAGCACCCACCACAGAAAGACUUGAGACGCUGCACCAAAACCUACUGUGGCACUUACUGUAAAGCCAACUGAGAAAAAUCUGACUUUCAAAAAGAUAAUCUAAGAACUAAUUAAUAUGUGAGCGAAACAAUAAAACUGUUGAAUAAUAGUGCCACUGGAGGAAGUCAUGAUUUGUUUUUUCUUGUCAAGAAGUCCGCACAUGUUUCUUUCUUCCAUCUGGUUUUUAUUAUCAGGGCUGUGCAUGUGGAAAUUUGUAGUGGCUUGAUUCAGAUGAUUAGUAGUGCCUGCAAUUGUCUGCCAACUCUGUUAUACAGCUUAUUUAGAUGUGGUUGGAAUGUAAAUUCUCAGGAAACUGACUUUUAUUUUAGUAAAACGGCUGCUCGAUGUUGAACAGAGCUUACACUCUUCAAAAGUCAAAAAUUGACAGUUGUGCCAGAAAAUAAAUUUACAUAUAUGCUGCAUGUUAAAAUAAAAUCUGUUAAAUGAAUCUGGGGACACACAAGUAUGAACAGUGAAGUGGUGAAACAAGAAAAUAACUAUUUGAUUUGAGGAUAAGCAAAGCUAUGAUUUAGUUUCAAAUGAAAGUCCAAAACACCACCACUAGAAUCUACAUUUGUGUCUUCUGCAAACAUUUAAAGUGACAUUUUUAUUGCACCAUCUAUUUACAGUAGGUGUGUGUGACAUUGAAUAUUAAGAGGACGUUGGUUUGUCAAAGUAGAAAUAAUAUAAACAAAAGCUCCUUUCCUCUGUCAGUGUUAACAUUUCUCUGUAAUUCAAGAACUGCAAUGUUUUUUUUAAUCUUUGCUAAACAAGAUAAUAAGGAUUUUAAUGGCAACGCGCAACUUCUAAUUACAACAUUAACCUACAAGACAUGAAUUUCAGUACUGCACAAACACAUGCUUUGUUUUCUUUAAAGAUGAAUGUUAAUGGGCUUCAAUAAGAUGCAAGUUGGUGCUAGUUUUUAUUGUGUUUAAGCUUUGGAUUUUGUUCAGCUCUGUUUGAGAAACAUGGAAAUACUUCCACCAUUCAGAAUUCAAGCCUUAAUAAUAACAUUGGGUUAUCCCAGACUUAAAGAUUCAGUGAUUCUUACGAACUAAAAAAAAGCUCCUUUUGAACUUAACUGUGAGACCUCUUUAGAGCUCGGAUGUACAGGCUGUCCUCUGCGGCCUCCUUCGUAGACUAACUGAGAAAGACCGAACUAGCAGUGGACACUACUAGUGUUUGGAAGAUGUGAUGUUUACUUGACCUCUGAAUGGCAGUUAGAGCUGUUUGCUUUGGUGGUGGGUUCAAAUACAGAUGCAAAAGAGAGGUAUGAAUCACUCAUAGAAAUGAUUUUUUUGGUCAAUAUUUUGUACAAUCUGUGAAAUUCAAACAUUGUCUCUUUGUUUUAAAAGGUUUAUAUGCAAAAUAUGUUUUCAAGUUUUGACAAUGUUCUUAUGUAAAAUUAAAACCUAUUUUGGUA